AUGUCCAGCUCCCUGUCCUCUCGCAUACUGAAGCCGAGCGAUGUUGCCCAAGACCCCGACAUUAUGCCUGUUCCCUACAACGAAUCCGACCCACUGCGAGAUCGGACAGACGAGUACUUCUGGAGCAAAGAUCUGCCCGCCGACAACAUUGUCUGCACUGUGGGAGACGGCACCGACAGCAUCACCACCUCCCAAUGCUGUCCCCAGGCAAUUGGCAUCUACUCCCCCAACGGUGGACGUCGAAUGAGCAACACCGCGCAGAACUCGACAUACGUCCACAAAUGCACACUGCAGCUGUCGCUGGAGGAAAAGCCGAACACGACCGCAGCGCGAGUGAACGCCACCUGCGUGCCGUUCGAGACCUACCUAAAUGUGACGAGGGAGCAGCGUAGAGACGAGAUCGAAAGACGAACGUACGACACUCUGAAGGGGAAAGCGAGGACUUUCAUGCAGUCAGUACCCGUCUGCUCGUCUGUUGGAUGGCCCGAGCGAUUCAACUACACGGGCAAAUGCUGCGAUAAACUGGGCGGUGAUCACACAAUGACCCAAGGCGGAGUCCUCAAGAGCGACAGGUCGGCGCACUCGCUCAUGGAUUGCUAUUCGCCUAAGAACGAUUCAGAGUUCCCCGCCAAGUUCACGCAGUGUCUGGACGACUUUGGCACUUGGGCUGUCUGCGCAGAGUCACGCUGGAAGACUGAUAAUGGAGAGACAGAUAGCAGCUCGGCCCCAGACACCACCAUGACCCGUAUGGGAGCCGGCUUGCUCGUCGCCGGUGCGGCCUUGGCUUUACUCGUGUAG
This is a messenger RNA of Trichosporon asahii var. asahii CBS 2479, 798 nucleotides long. RefSeq lists its product as uncharacterized. The transcript has a single exon. The coding region runs from base 1 to 798 and encodes 265 amino acids. Lineage: Eukaryota; Fungi; Basidiomycota; Tremellomycetes; Trichosporonales; Trichosporonaceae. The record is from RefSeq and is a predicted model, not a curated record.